AUGCCGCCGUCGGUUUGGGGCGGAGAGCACCUCCACGUCGGCCUUCACUCCAAGCUCGAGGGGGAACACGCCAAGCUGGAGGGGUUGGAGCGCAUCAGAAAGGCCAGCUCCCUGAGCACCGACGAGCUCCUCUCACGGUGCUUCCCCUCCGGCACGAAUGGCAAUGGCGCUCCCCCCUCGGCGGAGUGUACCAUGGUGGACCUUGGGUGCGGGUACGGGGGCACUGCGAGGGUGGCUACCAAGAAGCUUGGCUGCAAGGUGGGUCGCUACAAUGCUGCUUGCUGUGAUGUUUACCAAAUGCCCAGGGUAGAAGAUCAAAGGAGGGGGCGCGGAGGAAACGGGAUGUUGCUCACUUGUCUUAUAGCGGGGCAAGGCUUGGGAGCAUGUGUCAUGUCUGAUUGAUGUCUGGUGUCGCGCCAUCCCCUCGCAUGGUGGUUUCGUUCUUCCUAUCUCGUUUGUUCUUGCCACCAGGUGGUGUGCAUCAACGUUUCGAAGCGUGAGAACGAGACGAACGUCGCCAUGACCAAAGAGGCCGGCCUCCAAGACAGG
This is a messenger RNA of Ectocarpus sp. CCAP 1310/34, 549 nucleotides long. Lineage: Eukaryota; Phaeophyceae; Ectocarpales; Ectocarpaceae. The record is from the annotation of a GenBank genome assembly.